UGCCUCUGUUCUUUCUCUCCGCUCCGCUCGUUGCUCGCUGCAGGCUGCGUGGCUUCCCGAGAACAAACCGACCUACCAACUUUUUACAAUUGUGUUGUUGUUUUUUACGCGUUUAAACUCGAAGCUCGCGAUGCAGACAAAUGGCUCAACCAUUUCCCAACACUUUAGGUUGUGAUACCGUUUCAAACUCGGUAUGCGGAUUUGUCUAAAUAGUGUCACAACUUCAAACAAAUCAACAACGGAACAAGUUGGAACCGAGAUAAAGGAACCCGGAUCAGCUCUGCGCCUAUCAAGAUCUAAGUCAAGAUGUCUGUCAGUAACCACGAAAACAGAAAGUCUCGCUCUAGUUCCGGCUCAAUGAAUAUCCAACUCUUCCAUAAGACGUCCCAUGCAGACAGCCUGUUGACUCAGCUCAACCUGUUACGCAAACGAAAAAUCUUCACAGAUGUCAUCCUUAAGGCUGGAAAUAGAUCCUUCCCCUGCCACCGGGCCGUCCUGGCUUCCUGUAGCCGAUACUUUGAAGCCAUGUUUAGCGGCGGGCUCAGGGAAAGUCGUGACGCCGAAGUUAACUUCAAAGAGUCUCUCCAUCCAGAGGUGCUGGAGCUCUUGCUCGACUACGCCUAUUCAGCCCGAAUCCUCAUUAACGAGGAAAAUGCGGAGUCGCUCCUGGAAGCCGGCGACAUGCUUCAGUUUCACGACAUCAGGGACGCAGCAGCAGAGUUUCUAGAAAAGAACCUCCACCAGUCAAACUGUCUGGGGAUGAUGCUGCUGUCAGACGCCCACCAGUGCCAGAGACUGUAUGAGCUGUCGUGGAGGAUGUGCCUGGCGAACUUUGCUACUCUCUUCAGGACUGAGGACUUCCUCAGCCUACCCAGAGACAAAUUCCAGGAACUAAUCCUCAGCGAGGAACUGGAGGUGGAGGAUGAGAGCCUGGUGUACGAGGCUGUGAUCGACUGGGUCAAGGCCGACAUGGAGCACAGGCACAGCGAGCUGCCAGAGCUGCUGCGUUGUGUCCGCCUGGCGCUGCUCCCUGAAACAUACCUGCUGAAAAACGUUGCUUCAGAGGAGCUGGUGAUGUGCCAUAAGGAGGGCCGGGAGAUUGUCGAAGAUGCCGUACGGUGCAAAAUGAGGAUCCUCCAGAAUGACGGUAUUGUAACCGGGUUCUGUGCCCGGCCGAGGAAGGUUAGCCAGGCCCUGCUGCUGCUGGGAGGACAGACUUUCAUGUGCGAUAAAGUCUACAUGAUCGACAACAAGACGAAGGAGAUCACCCCCAAAACAGACAUCCCCAGCCCCAGGAAAGAAUGCAGCGCCUGUGCUAUUGGUUGCAAGGUUUACGUUACCGGAGGACGUGGCUCUGAAAACGGGGCUUCCAAAGAUGUCUGGGUCUACGACACAUUACAUGACGAGUGGUCCAAAGCUUCACCCAUGCUGGUAGCAAGAUUUGGACAUGGGUCUGCGGAGCUCGACCACAUGCUCUAUGUUGUGGGAGGACACACUUCUCUUGCAGGAUCUUUCCCUGCAUCUCCAUCUGUGUCUCUCAAACAGGUCGAACAAUACGACCCUCAGACCAAUAAAUGGACCCUGGUGGCUCCGCUCAGAGAAGGUGUGAGCAACGCUGCCGUAGUUGGGGCAAAAAACAAGCUCUUUGCCUUUGGGGGCACCUGUGUGAACAGAGACAAAUACCCCAAGGUGCAGUGCUUUGAUCCCUGCCAGAACCGUUGGUCAGUGCCGGCGUCCUGUCCUCAGCUGUGGCGCUACACUGCAGCGGCCGUGGUUGGUAACCAUGUUGUGGUGAUCGGAGGCGAUACUGAAUUCUCAGCCAGCUCUGCUUACCGGUUCAACAGUGAGACGUACCAGUGGUCAAAGUUUGGCGACGUGACAGCCAAACGGAUCAGCUGCCAUGCAGUGGCAUCAGGAAACAGACUAUAUGUUGUUGGCGGGUACUUUGGGGCUCAGAGGUGUAAGACACUAGACUGUUAUGAUCCAUCGUCAGACUCCUGGGACAGUGUGACCAGUGUGCCCUACUCACUCAUUCCCACUGCCUUCGUCAGCACAUGGAAGUACCUCUCAGCAUAGAGAGAGACGCGCUGACUAUUUGCAGUUUCUGUGAUCCGCCGUGGUGUCUGGUAUGCAGCCAUGUGUCUCCCUUCCCUGGCUGCACAGAGGAGGAGGAAGAGCUUGUAUAUUCCUGCUGUGGCUCCAUCCAGCCUGAUUCACUUUAUUAGUCUGCGGCCUCUUUCCACCUGAUCUGUUUACUCAUACUUCUUGUGUAACUUUCCCAUGCAGCUACUAGCCUGAGCUGGACUUGUUGCCAUGUAUACUGCAGUGGGGGCCUCACAAUCUCUAUAUAACAUGCGAAGCACAGCCAGGAAGCAGGCCAAUAGCAUAAACGUGUGCUCCGGGCAUCUGCCUAACAUCUCCAGACUUUUUUCUUUCCACCUCCUGGGGCCAAUCUGCUAACUGUAUCGGCCCUGCACUGCUCAACUUACCCACUCCAUUAUCAAAUAUGUGUUUCAUCUCGCCAGUAGAGUGCCAGUUAACAGACUCCGUAAGGACUUAUUAGUGUCUCUCACUGACAUCUUGUUUUAAAGUCCACAGAAAAGGAGGUCAGCUGGUUCUUUUGUUGUGGUUUCUCUCCCCUCCUGACACUGAGCGUUUACUCAGGUGUAAUUUAUUUAGACUGCUGAUAGACUGAAUUACACCUUUGCUAUGCUCGGUGUAUGGUGAAGGAGAGAAGACAUUUGGGGAAGUGUAUGAUUUUGUGCACAAAAACAAUCUUUCUGUCUGUAUUUUUAGACUUUGGACUCGGUCUUCCCUCAAUUUUGGUAAGCUAAAUUUGUAUCUUCCUCCUUGACUUAAAAUAUACGCUCACAAGAGAGAAUGUGCCUCAUUAAAGCCCAAGAAGAUACUUUUCUGUUUCAAGAUGUUAUUUCAGGCUAUGAUUUUUGACAUUUUUUGUGUAUUUUGUGUCUCAGGGUUAUGUAUAGUUUUGCCUGUAUUUGUUCAAGGAAGUGUAACGUUUUCUGUCUUUUUUGUGUGUGAAUUUACUAUUUUGUGAUAAACAGUUUCACAGAGCUCUUUCAUUUUAGAAUACAUUGCCGAUUGUAAAUGUAUGAUUACGGUUAAUAGCAGUGGUCAUAUUUAAAACAUAUGUUUCCAAAACCUGAAUAGAUAACUUUCGUGUCAUUCUGGAUUUAGAUAACAAAAGCUAAGUGUGUCCAAAGUAGUUAAGAAAUACUUUGUAGCUCUAAUGUUAUUUUUUUCAUUUGAUAUUUCACAAUCUUUAAUGGAAGUUUUUUUUGUGUGUAUAGUUUGUAUAUUUGCUUUGUAAUGAAUUUGUAGAAGCCUUUGAUUUGCACAUUUUGUACAAAGAAAUCUCUUAAUGGUCUUAAUUUUGUAUCUUUGUCUUAACCCAGCUUGGGUAGUGUGAAUAAUCAAAAGCGUUUUUGUAGCAAAUUAUCCAGUUGUUUCUGUUUGAACAAAACCUUUGCUCAGUGUGGAAGUCUGCAGUUUUCCAAUAUAUCAAAGUAUAUAUCAAAUACACUGAUAUAUUAAGCUAUUACUGAUAUACCAUCUGUUACUUCAUGUUCUACAGCCUAUAACUGGUCAAUAAAUAUCCUCUUGUUGAAACUAUA
Molecule: messenger RNA, 3635 nt
Organism: Etheostoma spectabile (orangethroat darter)
Lineage: Eukaryota; Metazoa; Chordata; Actinopteri; Perciformes; Percidae
Gene: enc3
Product: ectodermal-neural cortex 3
Exons: 4
Coding region: 307-2076 (589 amino acids)
Biological process (GO): ubiquitin-dependent protein catabolic process
Cellular component (GO): Cul3-RING ubiquitin ligase complex; cytoplasm
Molecular function (GO): protein binding
Source: RefSeq, a predicted model, not a curated record